CUCUUACCACCACACCGCGCAUCAUCUCACCCCGCGCUGUUUCAACCCUUCAUACCCACACCUUCAUCUUUCCCUUUCACUGCUCUCCGACCCAGCAACACUACACACCCUAUCGUGCACAAUGGCGCGGGCCAAGCCCAACAAAGCCGUUGUGCCAGCGGCUUAUAGCCCGCCCGCGACACGAACGCGUUCGCGCAAAGCUACUACUAACACACAGUCACAAUCUACCGAACCCGAUAACACAGUCGAGCCUCCCAAGGCCGCUCCCAAGAAGCGCGCCGCCCGUCAGACCCGCACCGAGCGCACCGAACCCACUACCAACCGCAUCAAGAAGCCUGCGACCCGCGGUCGACCCGCCUCAAAGAAAGCAUCAGGCGCUGCGACUAAGCGCACGGCUGCUGCCAUCGAGAACAAUACCACGACCGACAGCUCAGAGCCUGUGGAGGGGCCGUCGUCUCAACCUGCGUCGCAAAGCACUCCUGCGCGCGCUAAGGGAGCUCCCGCCUCGCGCCGCACAAGAGCCGCGACGAAGGCCGGUGUUGCGUCACCAAUCGCAUCCAACCCAAACACUCCCAAGAAUGCGGGUACUCCUAGGAAGGAUAUGACUCCGCUUGAUGUGGUCGUGCCUGAUGACAACAACAAUACUACCACGACCGAUCCUGACGACUGGUUCCCGAAUCUCCCGCGCGCAUCAACUCUAUAUACAAACAAAUCCGAACGUGCGCAAUCCCGUCGCUCGUCUCUGGCACAAUCCCGCCGCUCGUCCGUUUCGCAAUCGCGCCGUUCGUCCACACACCAACCUCUCGAGGGCAACGAGCCUCGGAAUGGCGCCGUAAACGCAGAACCCGCCGACGAGCCGACUGCCGAUGAAAUGACCGCCGAAGCGCCCGCCGAGUUCCCUGGAAUUACUGACGAUCUUGAGGCAGAGGGCUCAACGACUGAGGAGGAUGAGGAGCUUCCCGAAGUUGCAGAGCCAGAGCACACAGCCACUAGCCGGGAAGUUGACCAGGAGGAAGAGUCGGGCAACGAAGUUGACGUUGCCCCAUCGUCUGACCCCAUUAUUGCCCCAUCGUCGGACCCCGCCGUUGAAGAUAAUGAUGUAGAAUCCGAGGAAGAAUUAACGAAUGAUGAAGGUAAUGAUGACAGAGAUCAUGCUACUGAAGACGAGGAUGAAGGCAUGGAUGAUGCCGCUUCCGAGGACGCGCACAUCGAGGAAUUCACGCCUGAAGCUUCUUCACCGAGGUCCCCCCACACUCCUCAGAGCGCCAGUCGCUCUGAAGAGAAAGAGCCAACCACCAGUGCACGCAAGUUCGGCCUGGGCCUCUUGUCCUCUGUCGGUUCAGCUUUUACCCGAAUCUUCCGCAGCCCUCUGCGAUCCCCGCAACAGCCCACGGAGCCAACGGAACACUCGACUAUCACAUCACCAGCCAAGGCAGCUCACGAGCGCAAGGCUAGGAACAAGGGUGCGACUCCGAAGCCACGCGUGACCGACGCCGACAAGCGACAUGCGAUGCACGAAGCAGCCAAAGCACAUGCCGAUCGCAGGCAGCAGAUUGAACGGGAAGUUGCGAAACAGGAACCCGGUCAGAAGCGUCGCCGCACCAGCGUUGAAAAAAUCCCUGCACAUCGUCCUGGCGAGCGCGGCUACGGAAUGGUUGACGAAUACUUCGACGAACUCGAAGCUUCGGAGAAUACGGCACCUGGCAAUCAGAGUCAUCACAGCUCACCCCGCACUCCAGAGUCUGCAAAGCACACUGCGAAGAGACGCAGGCUUGGCUCUUCCACAUACGAAGACGAAGAAUCCGACGAAUCCUUCACUCCUCAGCCUCCGACUACAUUGAAGCGCCCUCGCAACGGUUUCCGUCGUAUGAUGAUGAAGCAAGGUCAUGAGGAUCCGAUGAACAUAUUCAAGCAGGACAAGCGGGCUCUUCACGUGAAUAGUUUCCGUGACCCCCAAGAGCCUCUCCAGGACGACUUCUCCAAGUCAAACCGACUGCCCACCCCCAACAAACCCUCUCCGUCUAACGUUUACACUGGUUCCGUCGCCGCUAUGCCUGGUGACGUAGGAUGGAAGCCUCCCAACGUAUUUAAGCAAUCGCAGGAGCAGCUUAGCGAGAAGAGAUCGCGCCCCAAGACCGAUCUCGAUGCGUUGAGGCGCGCAGCUGAGGCGGUUGCCAGGAAAGACGAAGAAGACCGCACUGAAGAAGAACAGAGGAUUCUGGAAGAAGGCCAGCGCAAGCUUGGUCACAUCGCGGGAACUGGCAGUUUCAGCGCUCCAGAAUACAGCAGCGAUGAGGAUAGCACUAUGCUGGACGACUCCGAUGAGGACGAGGAACCAAAGACACCUUCCAAGAGCUCCGGCUUCCCCAGCUUUUCCCUCAAGGGUGCUGCGCCCAAGAACGAUUCCGUCAACGGCACCGCCCCAAGCGGUAAGAAGGUCACCUUCGCGGAUACGCCUAGCGUUAGCGUGAUCCAGAAGCCUCCCCCGCCGCCAACUCCAGCCCAUGCUCAGCUGCCCGGCACGGCUCCUGCGAACCCAACUACCCCCACCAAGGCUGCCGCACCAGCACCAGCACCGGCCUCAACGCCGGCUCAGACUCAGCCGCAAGCUCAAUCAACUACGCCGGCUAGUGCUGCAAAGACUCCGUUUGGGGCCAUUGGGCCCGCAAGUCUUGCACGCGCACGGGAGAUUGCCGAGAAGCACAAGCCCAAGACAGCCUCUCGUCUCCAGUAUUCUACGCGCAUGUCGUCAUCUCCUCAGAACCAGAAGUCUCCGGAGGAUAAGCAAUCUGCUUCCAAGGCCCAAGCUGCUCAGAGCAAGGAAGCCAACGACAUGGCUUCUAGCCUAAUCACUCAAGGACUUGUUCCUCCUGUCGGCGGUACGCCUCAGCCUCAGCCUGCACCUGCUGGCGAUGGUCAGCAGCCUGUUCCGGAGACGCACGACCACCUCCCGUCCUGGUUUCCCGCCAGCUGCCGCAAUAUCAAGGACCCUCUUGACUUGAAACAACUCGAGCAGCUCGAGGAGGAAGAAGACCGGAACAUCGAGAAUGCCUGGGCAGCGUGGUCCAAAAACGACAACCAGACUAUGUUCGACUCCUUUGCCAUUUCCAUGGAGACGCGAAAGGCGUUUGGAGCGCAGCUGAACACUGAGAGUCUCGAGGAGAUCGAACAGGCGGAGCGCGAAGUCGAGAAUGAGUUUAUGAGAUUCAGUGCCAUGAGCACGUCUGUCUAGAUUGAAAAUCUCUGGCGAUCCGACCAUGGUCGUCAUCAUUCGACUACUUCUCGAUAUCGAAUUUGGAAUCGUGCGCUGAUUCUUUCACGGC
This is a messenger RNA of Aplosporella prunicola CBS 121167, 3323 nucleotides long. RefSeq lists its product as uncharacterized. The record is from RefSeq and is a predicted model, not a curated record. The transcript is spliced from 2 exons. The coding region runs from base 122 to 3232 and encodes 1036 amino acids. NCBI's taxonomy places the organism in Eukaryota, Fungi, Ascomycota, Dothideomycetes, Botryosphaeriales, Aplosporellaceae.